Molecule: messenger RNA, 840 nt
Organism: Erinaceus europaeus (western European hedgehog)
Lineage: Eukaryota; Metazoa; Chordata; Mammalia; Eulipotyphla; Erinaceidae
Product: myelin P2 protein
Exons: 4
Coding region: 196-594 (132 amino acids)
Biological process (GO): fatty acid transport
Cellular component (GO): cytosol; nucleus
Molecular function (GO): fatty acid binding
Source: RefSeq, a predicted model, not a curated record
UGUGGAAUUUUCUUUCAUCCUAAUGGACAAUUGAAGAGCUAUUCAUUCCUAGUCCUAACACUGCUUUUUCUCACUGGGUCUCUGUGAGUCACAUGCUUUGGACAUCAUUGAAAAGAAUCUUCUGAAUUUCAUAAUCUCGUAUAAAUCGGCUGAAUCUCACCUAGAUCGGUGUUGAAUUCUCUCUCAUCCAUCAUAAUGAACAACAGGUUCCUGGGUACCUGGAAACUUGUCUCCAGUGACCAUUUUGAUGAUUACAUGAAAGCUCUGGGUGUGGGCAUAGCCACCAGAAAACUGGGAAAUUUGGCCAAACCAAAGGUGAUCAUCAGCAAGAAGAGGGAUACUAUCACCAUCAGAACUGAAAGCACCUUUAAAAAUACAGAGAUUUCCUUCAAGUUAGGCCAGGAAUUUGAAGAAACCACAGCUGACAAUAGGAAAGCAAAGAGCAUUGUAACAGUGGCAAGAGGUUCACUGAAUCAAGUGCAGAAAUGGGAUGGCAAAGAGACGACAAUAAAGAGAAUGCUAGUGGAUGGGAAAAUGGUAGUGGAAUGUAAGAUGAAGGGUGUGGUCUGCACAAGAAUUUAUGAGAAGGUCUAAGAAAAUCAUUUCCUCAUUGAAGUGAUAUUUGACCAUUCGGUGCUAAAAAAAUCAACUGUUUCCAUUGGCAAGGUGUGACAAUACUGCUGCUUGUUCUUGCUUUUGUCUUAACUAUAGGCAAAGCACUAAGUUGAGGAAUAAUUUAAAAUUCAGUGUUAAAAUUCAUAUUUUACAUUUUCAGCAUCCUGUAAUUUACAAGUAUGAACUUAGAAUAUUAAAGUACGUCUAUUGGCCAGAAUUAAAUAA